UAAAAUGCUAAUCCUUUCAGGUGCAGAUCUAUAUAAAACAUUGGGGAUUAAAGUGUGCACAGAAAUCUCAAUCUCUUCCGCUACAUAAGUUCUCUCCUCUCCAGCCGGCUCCAAUUAUGGAUGUGUGUCUGAGCUCCGAGCAGCAGCCCGGGCACCUGAACGAAGGACCGAGCACCCCAGAUGGCUGGUUAGAGGCGAAGGAGGAGGGGGUGCUCCACGAAGAUGGCACCGGCGGACCCCCAGGAGAGUCUAACAAGAUAGAACCAUCUCUUCAGAGUCUCCAGAAAUUUGUUCCUACUGAUUAUGCCAGCUACACUCAGGAGCACUAUCUGUUUGCAGGCAAGAAGAUUGUCAUUCAAGAAUCGAUAGAGAGUUACGGAGCGGUGGUGUGGCCAGGGGCAACGGCUCUGUGUCAGUAUUUGGAGGAACACACAGAGGAACUGAAUCUCCAAGAUGCUAAAAUACUUGAAAUUGGUGCUGGACCAGGCCUUGUUUCCAUUGUGGCCAGUAUUUUAGGAGCUCAAGUCACAGCAACGGAUUUGCCUGAUGUCCUAGGAAACCUUCAAUACAAUCUUUUAAAGAACACACUAAAAUGUACAGCACAUCUGCCUGAAGUGAAAGAACUGGUGUGGGGAGAGGGCUUGGAACAAAACUUCCCCAAGUCAAGUUUUUAUUACGAUUACGUUCUGGCCUCUGACGUGGUCUACCACCAUUACUUCCUGGACAAGCUGCUCACCACCAUGGUGUACCUUUGUCAGCCAGGGACGGUGUUGCUUUGGGCAAACAAGUUCAGAUUCAGCACCGAUUAUGAAUUUUUAGAUAAAUUCAAGCAAGUUUUUGAUACAACACUCUUGGCCGAAUUUCCAGAGGCAUCAGUCAAACUUUUUAAAGGAACACUAAGAUGGGACUAAAUUAAACAAAUGUCUCUCAAAACAUUAGUGUGUCUUUUGAGCAGUGUUAGAAAUUGUAUUGUUAAUAAAAGACUUCUUUUAUAAGAUUGAGAAGAUAGUGCAUAAAAAUAACUCAUAUGCCUAGAAUAGAUAUAACUCAGUAUCACAGCCGCUUUCCAGACUAACCUAUUUAAGAUUAUCUGGUUCAUCUAAACAUUCGGAAAGAAUAACAUGAAAACAGAAAAGUAGCUUUGUUGGCUUCCAAAAGUUUAAUAAAUUUGACAAGAAUAAAUUAAUACACAAGUGGG
Equus quagga is the source of this 1198-nucleotide messenger RNA. It is a transcript of the gene METTL21C, whose product is annotated as methyltransferase 21C, AARS1 lysine. Gene Ontology annotation, biological process: peptidyl-lysine methylation. The transcript has 5 exons. Gene Ontology annotation, molecular function: protein-lysine N-methyltransferase activity. The record is from RefSeq and is a predicted model, not a curated record. The coding region runs from base 117 to 911 and encodes 264 amino acids. NCBI's taxonomy places the organism in Eukaryota, Metazoa, Chordata, Mammalia, Perissodactyla, Equidae. Gene Ontology annotation, cellular component: cytosol; cytoplasm.